UAGGUAUUUUCGUACCAGGAUCAUAACUCUUGGCUUUGGUUACACGGGGCAUGGGGGUGGUUAGGUGGGGAGGAGAGGGGGGUUUUUCUUCUCUUUCUUUUUCUUUAUUAUUUGGAGAAGAGGUCACGCUGGAUGGGACGUGCCCCGUGCGGCGUGUGUCACUCAAGUCAGCGUAGGAUACAUGGUAGAAUAAUGAAAGAGGAGUUAACUACGCUUAGUUACCUACAUAAGCUGGACGUUUUCCUGGCAAGAAGUAGUUGUCUGCCUCGUAGUAGGAGCUCCCGUAGAGCCUAGUGUUCCUCAAUAGAUCGAAAAAUGGCCGGAGGCGUCAAGAAACCCGUCAAUAUCUUCAAAUUGAAGGACUUGGGAGAGCCCAAGAACGUCUUCAAUUGGCGAUUAUGGUUCGCCGUCAUCUCCUUUGGUCUCCUCGGCGCAGCUAGGGGAGUUGACGAGGGCCUCAUCUCGGGCGCGUUCAAUUCUAAAGAUUUUCAGAGGACGAUCAAUCUUUCUUCGUAUGGCGAUGUCGAGAAGACCAAUAUCAAGGCCAAUGUAUCUGCUAUGGUCCAGAUCGGCUCUGUUGGCGGUGCUUUGUUCGCCUUCGUCAUUUGCGAUCGCAUCGGUAGAAUAUGGGCUACGCGCCAGCUCUGCAUCUUGUGGAUUUUGGGCAUCGCUAUCUUUAUGGGAAACGGAGGCAGUCUUGGAGCUGUUUACGCCGGAAGGUUUAUUGCAGGUCUCGGAGUUGGCCAGACCCCUGUUGUUGGUCCUAUCUACAUUGCCGAGAUUGCGCCAGCCUCCAUCCGUGGCCUUUGUACUUGUAUCUUCACCGGUUUUGUGUACGUAGGCAUCGUCCUCGCUUACUUCACCAACUACGGCGCUCAGAUUAACCUGGGCGAUUCUACUCACGUUCGAUGGCUCGCGCCAACAAGCCUGCAUAUCAUUUUUGCUGGGCUCAUUUUCAUCCUGACAUUUUUCCAGUAUGAGUCGCCGCGCUUCCUCAUCAAGCAGGGAAAACAUGACGAAGCUACUGAGACCAUGGCUCACAUCCGCCACUUAGCGGUGGAUGAUCCCUAUGUUCUCUCAGAGAUACACGCCAUUAGGACCGCACACGAGGAAGAACUUGAAGCUAUCAUGGGAGCUAGCUGGUACGGUGUGUUGAAGGAGAUGUUUCUAAUCCCUAGCAACCUCUACCGCCUGUAUCUUAGUGCUAUGGUUCAGUUUCUGUCUCAGUGGUCCGGAGCUGGGUCUAUCACCUUAUACGCACCCGACCUUUUCAAAAUUCUGGGCAUUACUGGUCAGAAUGAGUCCUUGCUAGUCACUGGUGUAUUCGGUAUCGUCAAGUUCGUGUCGGCCGUCAUAUGUGCCCUGUUUCUUGUCGACGUCAUCGGACGCAAGCGUGCCCUACUCAUCGGCAUCACAUUGCAGGCAAUUUCUAUGAUUUACGUAGCCGGAUUUCUAACGGCGGUCCCGGAACUGGGAGCAGACGAGAGUUAUGUGUUGCCAGAAGCCGAAGCAAGCGCCAGUCGUGGCGCUAUCGCUAUGAUCUAUAUAUCAGGAUGCGGCUGGGCACUCGGUUGGAACUCGAUGCAAUAUCUUCUAACAGCCGAGCUUUUCCCUUUGCGCAUCCGUGCCCUUUCUACUUCUAUUGUAAUGACGCUGCAUUUCGCAAACCAAUACGGCAACUCGCGCGCUGUGCCCAAUAUGCUACUACCCACAGCCCAAGGAGGUAUCUCACCCAUGGGUACAUUCUGGUCCUUCGCGGCGAUUACUAUUGUUGGUGGUCUAUGGGUUUGGUUCUUCGUCCCCGAGACUGGUGGCCGUUCACUUGAAAGCAUGGAUCGUCUGUUUGAACUGCCGUGGUACAAGAUCGGGCGUCGCGGCAAUGCGGAUGCUGAGCUCAAGGACGUGGCCUUUAAUGAGAAGGCGGGGAUGGGAGCCGAGGCAGACCAAAUCGAAGUAGUCGAUGACAAGAAACCAGGCGGAGAUAUACGUGUUUAAAAUGGCCAAGUGUUCUACCUCACAAUUAAAGAAUUGGGGCGUGCCUAGACAUUAAUAAUACGAGAAGAACAAACGCAGCUGCUUUUUUUUCUAUUAUACGAGUAUUUUAGAGACAAUUCAUGCG
This is a messenger RNA of Daldinia vernicosa, 2119 nucleotides long. RefSeq names its product putative MFS quinate transporter. Gene Ontology annotation, cellular component: membrane. The transcript is spliced from 4 exons. Bases 316 to 1995 code for a protein of 559 amino acids. The record is from RefSeq and is a predicted model, not a curated record. NCBI's taxonomy places the organism in Eukaryota, Fungi, Ascomycota, Sordariomycetes, Xylariales, Hypoxylaceae. Gene Ontology annotation, molecular function: carbohydrate:proton symporter activity. Gene Ontology annotation, biological process: carbohydrate transport; transmembrane transport.